Molecule: messenger RNA, 804 nt
Organism: Triplophysa dalaica
Lineage: Eukaryota; Metazoa; Chordata; Actinopteri; Cypriniformes; Nemacheilidae
Gene: fbxl3l
Product: F-box and leucine-rich repeat protein 3, like
Source: RefSeq, a predicted model, not a curated record
AUGCCUUUUGAUGAGUCGCACUUUGUGUCAGCGCUGACAGUGUUUUUCUUGAAUUCAAAGUCGCUGUCCUCUUUAAAAAACACACCCAUCGAUGACCCUUCCUUAAAGGUGCUGGUGGCCAACAACAGUGACACCCUCAAGCUUCUGAAGAUGAGCAGCUGUCAUAUGAGUCAUGCAGGCAUCCUCUGUGUUGCUGACCAAUGCCAGGGCCUGCGGGAAUUGGCUCUUAACAACCACCUGCUGAGCGCUGAGCAUCUUCUGGCCCUGUCCUCUGAGAAGCACGUUCAUCUGGAGCACCUGCGAAUCGACAUGGUGAGUGAGAACCCAGGCGAAACCCAGUUCCACACCAUCAAGAAGAACCGCUGAGACGCCAUCAUCCGCCACUGCAAUCAGGUCAACGUUGUCAUAUACUUUUUCCUUUACGCGGCAGAGUUUGAGCCCUACCUUUGCGAGGAGAUGCUCGUCACCACCGGGCGGUCAGCAAAACAUGUCGGCCGCAUCAGGCAUAACUUACUGCAUUCCUGGAACUGGUGGUAUACCAACGGGCUGGAUCCGCUGGACGAAGAGCUGACCCAUAUCGCAGAAUGAUGCGAGAGCCUCACUGUCAUUGGUCUGGGCGAGUGUGGGAUCACUUGCAGUGGAUUCAUGGAGUUUGUAAAGAUGUGUGGCGGUCGUCUGAGCCAGCUGUCCAUCAUGGAGGAAGUGCUUAUUCUUGACAACACAUUGAACAUUGAGCAAACCCACAGCGAGGUCUCCAAACAUCUGGGCCACAUUUGGUUCCCAGAUAUGGUGCCCACAUGGUAG